Molecule: messenger RNA, 370 nt
Organism: Oppiella nova
Lineage: Eukaryota; Metazoa; Arthropoda; Arachnida; Sarcoptiformes; Oppiidae
Source: the annotation of a GenBank genome assembly
CAAAAAUAUAACUGACAAAUAUUUAUAUUCAAUCGUUAUAUUUAUAUAAAACAUUACAAGUAACUAAAAAUUGUAAUUUUAAAAUUAAGUUAAUUAAUUAUACAAAUAAAAAUUAUUUAAAACUCUUUGAUUAAAUUCAUAAAACAAGUCAAUGUAUAAAAAGUUAUCCCCAAUGGAUGAGCCUGAUACAUCAAAAUUGCAUAAACUUCAAGCGCAAGUAGAUGAGGUGACGGACGUAAUGCGAGCCAACGUUAAUAAGGCACAGGAAAGGGGUUAUAAAAUAAUAGACCUGAGCGAUAGGGCCGAUGCACUAGAGUCAGGUGCCCAGCAAUUUAAGCAGCAUGGUCAACGACGCCUUGUCCUCAACUAA